Biomphalaria glabrata is the source of this 9906-nucleotide messenger RNA. RefSeq names its product lysosomal alpha-mannosidase-like. Gene Ontology annotation, molecular function: carbohydrate binding; alpha-mannosidase activity. Gene Ontology annotation, biological process: mannose metabolic process. The transcript has 27 exons. The record is from RefSeq and is a predicted model, not a curated record. The coding region runs from base 505 to 3561 and encodes 1018 amino acids. Gene Ontology annotation, cellular component: lysosome. NCBI's taxonomy places the organism in Eukaryota, Metazoa, Mollusca, Gastropoda, Planorbidae.
AGAAACUUAGUGUCGCGUGGAGGGAAGAGAAAGGUUUGCAAGAAUUCUACCAUCGACUUUGGCAUUUACCUUCAACCAAGUUGCUAAUGCUAACAGGAAGUCGAUCACUGAAACACACUUUUUUUUCCCACCAUACGGUUAACUUUCUAAAAAAAAAAGAGAAAAAAAAAAGUGUUUCCAAAAGUUGACUGUUGCUUGACCGCGCUAUCCCAGGAUGCCUUGCUCCAAAGCAACAACUCAUUCUACGCGGGAUCUAGAUAGCAAGAUUUAUAGCCGUUAAGUGAUCGCUGUUGUAGAUUAGUAUUCAAUGGAUUCUAUGUGAUGGCUGCAGCUGUUCUUUAUUGACAGCUAUAUGAACACACGGCUGUUUUGAUGAGGAGUCUAACGCCACAAUCAGCUGAGCUCAUCAACUUGAAAUGUUUCUUUAAAUAAGAGUGAACCAAUAUAUUUCCGUUUCAAACUAACUCGUUCAACUUGUGGGAUUAACUUCAACAAACUAGUGCCAUGAGAUUGUCAUUAAAGCGUUCAUUAACGUGGGUCGUCGCUCUGGUUCUUCUUCAACUAGUGGUCUACUACUGGUCACUGAAACGGCCCAGAAGGCUGCCACCGAAACUCACCCUACCGAGGUAUACACAAACUCACCCAUCCAAUGAAGGCACGUGUUCUUUCAAGACAUGUCCGGCAGUAAAGGAAGGCUACCUAAAUGUGCACAUUGUACCGCAUAGUCAUACUGAUGUCGGAUGGCUGAAAACUGUUGACCAGUACUACACCGGAGAAAUCCCAGCAGAUAUAGGUCAGGAACUGGGCUGUGUCCGCUGUACCCUGGAGUCCACCAUUCGAGAACUGGAGAAAAAUAAAGACAGGCGAUUUGUCUUUAUUGAGAUGAAAUAUUUCUCCCGGUAUUGGAAUGAAAUCAAGGACAGUGAAAGGGAGCUCAUCCGGACUUUGAUAAGAGAAAGACGUCUAGAGCUGGUGGGCGGAGGAUGGGUGAUGAGUGAUGCUGGGGUCACCAUGUACAAUGACAUCAUUGACCAGCACACCCUGGGCUUUGACUUCAUCGCCGACACUUUUGGCCCCUGCGCUCAGACUCGGACUGGCUGGCACGUAGAUCAGUUUGGUCACUCCCGGGAGCACGCGUCCAUCUUUGCUCAGAUGGGGUUCGAUUCUUUGUUUGUUAGUCGCAUAGAUUUUGAAGAUCUGGCGGAGAGAAAGAGAACCAAGAACAUGGAGUUUGUCUGGUACACUAGCCCCCUGAACUUAAGGAACAGAUCCUCGCUGUUUACACAAGUCACUUAUGACGGGUACUACGCUCCGAAUGGCUAUGUCUUCGACAGCGGGUCCUCCUCAUCACUUAAGGUGUCAGAGCUGGACGCUGUCCACUUUCUCAAAAUAAUCAAGCUACGGGCCCAGAGCUAUAAAAGCAAACACAUCCUUGUCCCAAUGGGCUCGGAUUUCGGAUACAAAAACGCAGAGACUUGGUUCCAAUAUCUUGAUCCAUUAAUCAAGGCAGCCAAUGAAAUAGGCAGUCCAGGUUUUCAAAUGAACUUCCUGUACUCUACCCCAUCAUGCUAUACGUUUUACGUCAACAAAGAGAAGUUAACUUACGAGGUGAAGAAAGAUGAUUUUCUCCCUUACUCAGUUCCCCCAUCAGCUUUUUGGACAGGCUAUUAUACGACCAGGGGCGGAUUCAAGAAGUUUAUCAAGCUGGCUGGUCAAAUUUUGCAGGCAUGUAAACAGAUUUCAAUCUUCAUGGAUUUAACAGAUUCUUUCUACCAUGUCAAUGCACUGCGAGACGCUAUGGGAAUAAUGCAACACCAUGACGCCGUCACUGGCACACAGAAGAAGCAUGUUUUGAAAGAUUACUGUCAGUUGCUAAGCAACGGUACUCACGAAUGCCAGUAUGUACUAUCUCAAGCGUACAGAAAAUUCUGGGGUGUAUCUGAUACAGACGUGCCAUACGUUACCUCACAGUUUUGUCCAGAUCUUAAUAUUAGCUCAUGUCAUGUGACCGAAGGGCGGAGUCAGUUUCUUGUAACUCUGUAUAACACAUUGUCAUGGCCAGUCAGUAUUGAUGUCCGGUUCCCUGUCCAGUUUAAGCAGAUGACGGUUACUAACUGGAAUGGAGAUGAUGUCCCUUAUCAGAUAGUCCCAGUCCAUGAACAUAUUCAAAGGAUUCCAGAGAGAGUUUCCAAUGUGGACUCAGAGCUGGUCAUGUUGACCACAUUGCCACCUAUGUCUAUCUCGACUUUUGUGGUCAAACCACAUGAAGAUGAGGUGGCCACUGUCCAGUAUGAAGACAACUAUGGACUUAAUAAACAUCUUGUCAUAGAAAACGAGCAUUUGUCCUUGACAUUUGACACCAGCAGCGGUCUGCUCGUGAGAAUGACUAACAAAGACAGCGCACUGACUGAGUCUAUCUCCCAGGAUUUCAACUACUACGAGGCCCAACAAGACAUUCACAGAUUCUCAGGGGCGUACGUCUUUAUCCCCAAGCACCCUGCCACCAUCAGGGUCUCCGGAGAGAAGAAAGUGAACCUACGUCUUGUCAAGGGCCCACUCGUUCAAGAAAUACACCAGACAUUCUCACCUUGGGUGUCCCAGGUGAUCCGACUGUACAAGGGAUCCAAGCAUGCUGAGUUUCAGUGGACAGUUGGACCUAUAGAUGACAGCGACAGACAAGGGAAAGAAGUGAUAUCUAUUUUCACUACUAGCAUCGUCAACAGUGACACCUUCUAUACGGACUCCAACGGGAGAGAACUCAUGGAAAGAGUGAAAGACGUCCGAGAUACUUGGAACUACCAGCCCAAGGACCACGUCUCAGGGAACUACUAUCCGGUCACAAGUAGGAUCAUCAUCAGGGACCCAGAGAAGAACGUCCAGUUCACCGUGUUACCUGACAGGCCACAGGGAGGUUCGAGUCUUGGGUCAGGGGUCGUGGAGCUGAUGGUCCAUCGUAAACUUUUGAAUGACGACGGUCUUGGCGUGGGCGAGGCUUUGAAUGACGUAGGCAGUGACAAGGAAGGUGUUAUCUAUACAGGGAAACACUAUGUGGUCCUUGAUACUAUAGACAGGUCCGCCUCCCUGGUCAAGCGCCUGGCACUCCAGACGCACCUGGCACCAACUGUCAUGUUUACUUCUGUUGACCCUGAACUUGAUGUUUGGAAGUUUAUGAAGCAGGAGCAAUUUUUGACCAAUCAGCUUCCAGACAAUGUUCAAGUGCUGACACUGGACAGAAUCUCAGCCAAUGAGACGAGCCUUCUCCUGUUGCGCCUAGAGCAUGUAUUUGAAGAGAAGGAACAUCCUUUGUUGUCACUUCCGGUAGAGGUUUCGCUGGAGAAUCUAUUCAAACCUUUUGACAUCGUGUCAGCAGUUGAAACGUCUUUGGGGGGAAAUUUUCUACCAAGCAAAUUGAAACGUUUACAGUGGAAGGCCUUCAAUGACUUGACUUCAGAAAGUAUUAGUUCACCAGACUACAGACCAAAUAUGUCUCCACCAUUUCUUGUUACACUUAGACCCAUGGAAAUAAGAACAUUCCAUGUACAGAUCAUUAGAAAUGACUAGAAGUGUGUCCAUAUACACUUUGCAUGUGGUAGAAUCCAUGGUUACUUCAAGUGUAUCUUUAUUACACAGAAUGUAUCAACAGAAUCUCUUUCUAAAAUUACCAUAAUAUGUAAUUGUUGACUUAAUUGUUAUCCUUUUCUAUUUAUAGCUUUGUUUAUGAAAUUCCAUAAAUUAUUUAUACUUUUAUGUUAUUGAUUUAUAUUGGGAUCAGUCAUUACAGGAUGGGGUGAAAUAAAAUAGGCUAGAGAGAAAGAAAGAUGGAAAGACAUCAACUAGAAAUAAGUUAGCCCUGCACCAGAAGAAUCCAUACAAAGAAGCCUUAUACUGUUUGAAUAGUCGAAUUAUUUGAAGCUUGUUAAAUGACUACCCAGUGAUGUGGUAUGUGUCUAGACCCGGGGUCGGCAACCUGCGGCUCGCGAGCCAAAUGCGGCUCUUUAGUUCUAUGCGCAAAUAUUAUUUAUUUUAUCGAAAAUAUUUUUUUGUUAAGUUAUGAAUCGUUUAACGAAGAUUAGGCACUGAUUCUAUCUCUCAACCACUUGUACUCGCUUUUCACCACACAAGCUUCGUCACCUUCGACAGUCCGUCGGAUUUUCCUAUGUAGGUUUUAAUUCGCUUUCUACGCCAGACGAAAUGGUAUCUUCACCACUCGCUUUGGGUGAGACAUAUAGUUUGUUGUUUCAAGUCAAUGAUUUAGAAGCGAUUAUCUUCUCAAAGCUAGAAGCAAUGUACAAGUAAUGCUAAUAUGGCGAGCUUUGCGGUACCACUAGAAAUUGCACAAAAAGGCAAACCAUUUACAGAUGAUGAGUAUGUCAAAGACUGCUUCCUACGAGCAUCUGAAGAACUGUAUCGUGAUUUCAAUAACGAACCAGAUAUCUUGAAAAAAAAAUCGAAAGGUUUGCCACUACCCACUAAAACAGUACAAGAUAGAAUAGCUCAAUUGUCUUCAAAUGUAACAUAUUUGCAGGUGGGAAAAUUCAACAUUCUUCUGUCUUAUCACUUGCUAUAGAUGAGUCUUGCGAGAUAAAAGACACGGCACAAGUUGCCCAUUUUGUCAGAUAUGUCUUCUAAAAGGCCCAAGAGAAGAGCUUCUAGGAUUGUUACUGCUCUCAUGGCAAACUAAAGGAGAUGAUGUAGCGCAUGCCGUGCAAAAAUACCUUGCAUACAUUAAGCUCGAUUUAAAUAAAAUAUUUUCAAAAGUAACAGAUAGAACCGGAAGAAUGAUAGGAAAAAGUAAAGGGGCAACAACGAUUCUUCAUCGGAGCAAAAUACACCACAAAAUUCUUACGUUUCACUGAAUAAUACAUCAAUAAGCGCUGUGUCCAAAAAUUUCGGCCGAAAUAGUUGAGUUCAUAAAUUUGGUAAUCAAGAUUGUUAACAGCAUCUUGUCAAAAGCACCAUCGUCAGUUAAAUGAAUUCUUAAAGGAAAUGUAGACUCAGUAUUCCGACUUCAUUCUUUCCAAUAAAGUGCGAGGGCUUUCCAUAGGUUGAAACGUUUUUCUUUGUGCUUGAAUGACAUAAAUACAUUUCUAAAUGACAAAGGCAUUAAUCUCCCUAAAUUAGAGAACGAUAAAUGGUUGCUAGGAUUCUACUUUAUGGUGGAUAUAUCAAAGAAAUUAAAUGAGCUGAAUCUAAAACUGCAAGGAAAGUAAAAAUCCAGCUGAUGUUUUGGUGGAAGAAUUGUUUUGGUUUGAAGAAAAAAAAAUCUUUUUGCAGAAGAUAUUUAGAGCGGCUGGUUACUUCAUUUUCAAUGUCUAAAGUAGUAUCACGAUAAAAUCAGUGCAACUUUUGACACGAAUUACUUCAGCACAGUUAUAAAAAAAAUCUGAGAUGAAUUUCUUGACAGAUUUGAGCAGUUCAAAACCAACAAAACUAUUAGGGCAUUCCUGGUACACGAUCUCAACUCAAAUAGUAACGAAAUCCACAUUGAUUCAUUUAGAAUUGAUACUUGAUCUCUAGAAAUGUAAUUGAUUGAUUUAAAAAGUAAAGUUUUGUGGGAUAAAAAAUUUACUGACUUGAAAAUCAAGUUGGAAGAAUUGGAGGUCCAGACAUUUUUGUACGUAACACAACAAAAGUGGACAACUUUAAAAGGAAUGCCGAGAGUUGAUGAGUUGAAUAGUCGUGUUUGAAACUAAAAAACUAGUUAUGAGCCAAAUGUAUCCAAACUUUCUAAAACCAAAGCCAUCGCUCCCAUUGAUUUUGUUUACUAAAUUUUACAAGUUAGUAUUGUAAGUAAAUGUUUAACUGCUUUAGUUGUUUUUUUUAAAUUUAUAAAUAAUUAUCUAAUAUCUAAUUAUCUAAUAAUUAUCUAAUAAUGCCAUUUAUUUAUAUAUAUAUAUAUAUAUAUAUAUAAAUUUAAAUUUAUAAAUAAUUAUCUAAUAAUGCCAUUUAUAUAUAUAUAUAUAUAUAUAUUAUCUAAUUUGUUGCAAAAACACUAAUUAUAAAGGAAUAAAAAGUAUAGUUUUUGUUGUGAGUGUACUUAUUGUGCUUAAAUGUUGUGGCUCUUUAAAACUUUAAAAUUGUGUAAAUUCUAUUUUUUGGCUCUUCCGACUCAAAAGCUUGCCGACCCCUGGUCUAGACUGUCAUCAUAAUGGUCCCGGGUUCCAACCUGCUUUCCUGGGUAACUUUGGGCUAGGUUGUAAUAAUCUUCAUUUCUGAUAGAACAUCUAAAACAUUUAAAACAAAACAAAUAAAUAGAAAAAUCACUUAAUUAAGGGUUUUAUUGUCUUGACAAUAUUGUUCACAUUUUUUUUUUAGCCAUCUUUUUUUAUCAUUUUCUGUAUUGUAUUUUUUCCAUUACUUUCUGUUUUCAUGAUUAUGUCUUUGUUCACCAAAUUAUUUUUGUUUUUCUUCAAAUUAUCUUUUCUUAUCUGUCUUGCAUUUAUGUUCACUCAGUAACCCUCACAUCCACACAAUAUCCCUCACAUCCACACAUUAUCACCCACAUCCUCACAGUAUCCUACACACCCCAUUGUAUUCCUCACACCCACUUAGUAUCCCUCUCAUUCACAAUGUAUUUUUCUUAAUAUUUUUUUUUGUUGUGUUUUAUUGAAAUGUCAACUUGAUUGAACUGAUUUACUAUGUAAAUCACCUCUAGGUUCUCCAUUUUUUUCUGCGGAAUAAUAAUUGUGACAUAGUAAGUAUUUGUACAUUAAUCUUUAUUUUUGUCUCAUACAGACAUUUAAGUUUAGUUAACCUGUAUGAAUUUAAAGGUGUCAUAUCAUCAUCUAUAUUUUAAAAUUAUUUGUAUGCAAAUUAUUUUCUGUAAAUGUCAUUGCUAAAGUAACUUAUUAUUUAUAUUGAAAAUUUGAUAAAUAUACACACGUUGGCACGCUCCGAGGAUAAUCUUUAAUAAUAUUUAUUAAUUUUUAACCAUAUUUUGCAUUUAAUACAUGUUUUAAUAUUAAUCGUGUGGAACAGGCCGUCCUAGCCCAGUUCCGAGUCGGUCACUGUCCAAUUGGUGUUUACUUCGGACGGUGAAGGUAAAACUACGACACACGCCAUUGCAUGGAGGACGAUGAAACAAUAGAACACAUUCUUUAUGAAUGCCGAGUUCUGCAUGAAAUACGAUCAGGACAAGGAUAUGAUAGAGAGAUAACUGGUACAUGUCCGACACUAGGGCUGUCCUUGUACGGGGACAAGGCGACCUUAAAACUCACUGCUCGCUUCCUCUCACAUGCUCUAAGGGAGUAAUUCCAAGCAUGGUUCGUUACUUAAUGGGGUUUCUGGUUUGGUAAAUGUUAGCAUUGUAUCUGUAGAUGAAACUCAAACGCAUGCUUAAAUAUUUAUGUUUCUCAGAUUUCAAUUUAAGAAUAUCUGGACAUAUAUUUUGAUUUACUAGUUUUUAAUGAAAGAAUAAUGUCUGCUCAUUUACUACAAUAUAUUGCAGACUAAGCAACAUUGGCUCACUGGUAGAUCUGCUUGAAAUAAGUCAAGCAACAUAAUACAUUUCCUAAGGAAUUUUAUCAUUUGAAAUAUUUAGCAAUGAUAUUUUAAAAGCUGUCAUUAGUAAAUGUAUUGGGUUACCCAGACAUGUCUAGAUUCAACUUUGUUGCAAUGCCAAGGAGUUAAUUCAAAUGUUAAGGCAAUGAAUGGAUUUCUCUUUUGGGGGGUGGUGGGAUAACAGUGGAGGUUGUUCAUUUGGUUUGUUUCUCUUUUUAUUUUUUAGUCAAACUUUUAGAAACUACUUUAAUGUAUCUUUGCAAAACAAACAUUUGGAAAUCAGAUAUAAAUGAUGCAAGGCACUACAAUUGUAAAACUGGAAUGCAAUAUUUUAAAUGUUUUUUUUUUUUCAAAAUUUAUUGUUUUGAUGACUGAGCUAACUUUAAAAAAAAUCUUUUUUAUCUUUUUUAAAUAAGCUGUGAAAAUUCCUCCUUGUUGCUAAUAGAAAUGUCUUUGAAUGUAAGUUUUUUAUUUUGUGUAUUGUAUACAACUGUCUGGAUUAGUAUGUGUUGUUAGUGUUCUACAUUAUCUCAAAUUGUUUUUCCCCCUCCACCCCUAUUUGUUUUUACAUUUUUAUUAUCAAUAUAUAUAAUAGCACACACACACACAUGCAUGCACAACAUAUGUAAUCAAUAAAGUAAGAAUUGUUUGUGAAAGUAAAACAAAAGUGAUUGCACAUGUACAUUGAUCAUUGGGUUAGUUUGAUUGGUUCUUUCUGCCAAUCUAAAGUGGCAACAAGAAUAUACACCUUCAUCUUUUUGAAUCUGUCUUUUUUUUUCUAACCACCUCUCCUUAGACCUUGCCUACUAAAUGAGCCUUGAAAACAAGUUUUAAACCAACAUGACCUUGCCCUUUAAAUAUGAAGACAAAAAGAUAAUGGUUGAUGAAUAUCAAACCAACAUUAUCUAACUAACUACGGAUGGCUACAUGGUCGUGCGGUUUGGGCGAUGUACUGUCGUUUGAACUUAUCGAUGGUCCCGGGUUCAAACCCUGCCCGCUCCCAUCCCCCAUCGUCCUGCGGGACUUUUUGACUAGGAAGUAAAUUAUUUUCAACUCUGAAGGAACAUCCGAAACAUGCAAAACAUUUACAAACUACACCUAUCUCUCUGAAAUAUAGUUAUUUGAUCUUAUUCAGUCUCGUAGAACGCACUAUGAUUCAUCUCGUAGGACAAUGUCCCAUGUGACUGUUGUGCCAUAUACUCGAGAGGCACUCCUGUCCGGAUAAAGCAACUGUUAAAUGGCAUAUAGUUUGGUGGAUGACAGCCAGCCAUUUUUUCUUUGGCGCGCUUUUCUUCCAGGCAUGAGUCCAAUGAUUUUCCGAUGUCCAAGGCUUUCUUGGUCACCAUCUCUCUCCACUUAAUGCGGUCUAGUGCUAUGUCCCUCCAGUAUUCUACACCAACGACCAGUGCUUUGAGGUCCUGUUUGAUUAUAUCUUCAAACAGUACAGAACAUUGCAUCCAUAGAACUUUGAACUCUUUUAUUGAAGUUUUUUUUUUGUAACUGUAUCCGAUUGAUGUAAACUAAAAAUGAAUUCCAUUUUCCAUUGUUAAUAUAUAAAAUUGUUCUGUGUUUUUAAAUAUUUCAACUAACAGCAUUGUCUCCAAAAAGCAUCGAUUAUAUUUAAACUUUAGCAUUAAUGAAUUCAUGAAUAUUCAUCUAUUUAUGUUUCUCGACAUUUGUACACCAUUCAAUUAGAAUAUAACAAUUUGUGUCAGAGAUUAUAUUCAAGGUAUGUGUGUCAGAGAUAACAAUAUUAAUUUUGUAUUAGAAAUUAUUUUACAAAGUUUGUGUCGGGGAUUUGGUUUUAAUGUUUGAUUGCCUCCUGGAUGAUAAACUGUGUUAUAAUAUAUAAAAUGGGCCUAUAUGUAUGAUUUUUUAGCGCUCCUCUGUAAUCGAAUGUUCUUGAGUAGACAAAUUACAAUACGAUCACCAUGUAUCAGUUUAAUAAAAGGUUCUUCUUAUUGGGAACUUUGAUAAUUUAGAACUACAAUGCCCAGUUCGUUUUGUUUUUAAAUACGAGUUAGUAGUAUUUCGCCCAUCAACAUCAUAUAAAUUUAUUUAUUAUAAUUAGGACAUAAACAUUAUUGCGUUAGUUUCAAAUAUAUUUGUUUAUAAUGGACACAUUUGAAUGAGUUUCAAUUUUAUUCUGUUGUAUUUAUUUAUAGCAUUGUAAAGUAUAAGCUAGACUGUCGGUAGAAUCAGCUGGUCUACUAAAGAAACCUCUACAGUGUAAUCCUACUGAGUUGAUCAUUAUAGUUUGUUCAAUGGAUGUGUUUGUUAUUUACAAACUCCUACAUAGUUGUGAUGUUUGAAUGCCUUAUACACAGUUAUAUUUCUUCUUUGUUGAUGUAUUUAUAAUGCGAUUGGAAACAUAACAUAAAUUGUAUCAAAUACAAUGAAGACUUA